GGUCGCUAUUAUGUUGAGUCCGUGGGGACAAGUCGGCGAGCGCGCUCUGCGGAGCGACGAGUUGUCGUCGGCGUCUCAGUCUCCGUUACUUUGAUCCACUGCGAGGGAUCACCUGUUGUAUCUCCCGCUGAGCUAGGUGGGGGGCUAUUUAUGAAGUCGACAAGCUGGAUAUCUGACGCAUUUCGGGCAGAGGAGCGCCGUGAUUCGGAUCGGAUGUGAUCCGCCCCUUCUUCCGCCUCGCCUCGGCCUGCCGCUCUCCGCGGAUCCCUCGAAGCAGGGCAGCUUCAUUCAAGUUCGAGGAAGGGAUCAGACGUUCGGAAGUGCUGGGCACUUCUCUGUCUCUCGAUGCGUCCGCUUUGCUUCAACAUGCGCUGGGCGGUCGUCUUUCUCCUUGUAACCGGCAGCGAGGCUUUACCUCCAGCAUACAGUAUCGCCUUAACGAACGUACUCAGCAACUUGUUACGUCGGGCUACGCGAGAUACCCCCGUUGCAGGAAUGGCUCCAAAGACUGAAAAUAUCCCGAAAGAACUCGCCCAUUUAAGACCGACCACUGACCUCAUCAGCAAGCUGGGCCUUCCGGCUGAAGGACACUACGUCACGACCGAAGACGGCUACACCCUUCGCAUGGAUAGAAUACCUCGCCCGGGAUCCCCUGUCGCUUUCCUGGGAAACGUCCUCAGCUGCAGCUCGGCCUGCUUCGUCGCUCUCGGGAGGGACUCCAUCGCAUCACGGCUGUACGAUGCAGGGUACGAUGUGUGGUUGGGGAAUUGGAGAGGAAGCGGAUUAUCCCUCAAACACAAGUACCUGAAACCAUCCCAGCGCGAGUUCUGGAACUUUGGGUUCCACGAGCACGGGUCAAUGGAUUUGCCUGCCAUGGUAGACUACAUCUUGGGUGUGACAAGGGAGCCAUCGCUCACCUUCAUAGGCCACUCGAUGGGCUCCACGGCGUUCCUGGUAACGGCGGCCGUGCGCCCGGAGUACGACAAGCUCAUCAACGGGGCCUUCCUAAUGGGUCCCGUGGGCGACCUGUCGCACCACAACAACUCUGCUCUGCUCAAGACGGUGCACAGUAUAGAGAACUCAACUGCUAAAGCCCUACCUCUGCAGUUUCCCGGCUCCGACUUCAUGAUACGAUACCUGGGUGGAAUGUUCUGCAGGUUUAAUGUGCCUUCACUUGCACAAAAUGAGCCAAACAAGCGGUGCCCGCUCCUAAGAGCCGUCGGGGAUAUGAUGGGAGGGGCAGGCUAUGUGGUGUACCCCGUUGAUCUGCAAUACUACGCCCCUUCUGGAAUCUCCAUGGGAGAAGUGAACCAUUAUGCUCAGCUGUCGAAUCCGGGCUGGACCGGCUUCCGUAAGUACAAUUAUGGAAGGCGAAAAAAUCGUGAGAUCUACGGUCAAGACGUCCCACCAGACUACGACCUGACAAAAAGUCGCACACCCGUCUAUGUUUACACGGGGAAGACCGACGUUUGGACACCACCUCAGGCGAUUAAUCAGCUGCACACGUCGUUCAAAAACUUCAGGAGAGCUUUCGAGAUGCCCGAUAAAGUGUUUGGACACUUCGAUUUCGUUUUGAACCCGACUCGCGCACCAGUGUUGUACGAUUUAAUUCUACAGGAUAUGAAAGAACUCCGUGAUGAACAGUAUUUUAUAGGAAAUAGGAAAAGAUCGGCAAACUAGUCAUUGUUAAAUUAAUAAAUUAUUAUCGCGUUGUCAUACGCGUCUGUACAUUUUUUAGUCAUUUUAUUACUAACCAAAAGUAUUUGUUGUGACCAGAUCAUGUAAAUAAAUUGUGUUUGUCGCGGCACAA
Molecule: messenger RNA, 1810 nt
Organism: Frankliniella occidentalis (western flower thrips)
Lineage: Eukaryota; Metazoa; Arthropoda; Insecta; Thysanoptera; Thripidae
Product: lipase 3-like
Exons: 10
Coding region: 346-1680 (444 amino acids)
Biological process (GO): lipid metabolic process
Molecular function (GO): hydrolase activity, acting on ester bonds
Source: RefSeq, a predicted model, not a curated record